ACCGCCCGCGAAGGAGUUAACCGGGCGGCGGGUGACGUCACCGCAUUUGCAUCUCGGCGCGGAUAUAAGGGCGGCGCCGCGCCCCGCCCGGCACUCGCUGGUGGUCGCUGCUCGGCUUCUACUUCGCUCCCGUCGUCGUGCCUGCUCGGCCUCUCUGCAACCAUGUCUGACAAGCCCGAUAUGGCGGAGAUUGAGAAAUUCGAUAAGUCCAAGUUGAAGAAGACUGAAACGCAAGAGAAGAACCCGCUGCCUUCUAAAGAAACAAUCGAACAGGAGAAGCAAGCUGGCGAAUCGUAAAGCGCGGCCGCCGCCGAAAUGCACUGUACAUUCCACGAGCAUUGCCUUCUUAUUUUACUUUUAGCUGUUUAACUUGGUUAAGAUGCAACGAGGUCGGAUAAAGUUUAAGAGUUAAAUGACUGUGCUGCCCCAUUUCACAUUUAAGAUUUGAGAACUACUGACAACAAGAGGCGCCUUGCCUCCCCCAUCUGUUUGGUUGGAAGGGAACGAACUUGCAUGUAUGUCGGGGGAAGGAAUAGCUGGGCGGGACUCGCUGGGCUACACCUGGUUGGUUCGAAGUGUCCUGCAAGCUGUUAAAAAAAAAGUUGAACCUGAGUGCCAUUUUUUUUUGUUUAAUGGUUUAAUUAUAUUGGAAUGCACAAUUUUUUUAAUAUGCAAAUAAAGUUUUAAAACCUGA
Messenger RNA from Sorex araneus (European shrew), 694 nucleotides. RefSeq names its product thymosin beta 4 X-linked (gene TMSB4X). Gene Ontology annotation, molecular function: actin monomer binding. The transcript is spliced from 3 exons. Gene Ontology annotation, cellular component: cytoplasm. Bases 163 to 297 code for a protein of 44 amino acids. NCBI's taxonomy places the organism in Eukaryota, Metazoa, Chordata, Mammalia, Eulipotyphla, Soricidae. The record is from RefSeq and is a predicted model, not a curated record. Gene Ontology annotation, biological process: actin filament organization; regulation of cell migration.